AUGGAACUGACAGUAUAUGGUUACGAGGGUAACCCGCGCACCCGCAUCAUCCGCGUUGUGGCUGCACUCGAAGGAAUUCCUCUGCAUCUUUCAAGAGUAGUUCCUCGGAUGUACAUCAACACCGAGCCGUACAUCUCCGAAUUCCCCCUCAGUCGAGGAAAGGUCCCUGCACUGAAAGCACCCACCGUGAAAAUUACAGAGGUCAUCGCAAUUACCACGUACCUGGCCAAAGUCCACAACGCCGCGAAACUCCUUGGCGAUGGGUCUCAAGAACAGGCUGCGGAGGUCGUGUCAUGGGCCAGCUGGGCGAAUCAAGAGUUGUUAGGCACUCUCGCUUCAUGGUUUCUGCCUUUGAUCCCUGGGUUGAAAAAGCCAGGCCCAUACAAUGAGCAAGCCGUUGCGAAUGGCAAAGCAGCUUCCAUCCAUCUUUUGAAUCUGCUGGAGAAGGCUUUGGAAUCGAAAGUCUACCUUGUUGGCGACUGCCUUACCCUGGCCGAUCUUUUUGUGGCAAUGUACCUGGCUCGUGGUAUGGAGUGGAUCUUGGACGCCGAUUGGCGCGCUUCGCACCCAAACACCAUGAGCUACUUCAAUGGAAUCUCAUCCAUCGAACAAUGGAGAACUGUCAUCCCGCAGAUGAAGAUGAUAGAGAAGGAGACUGAGAACAAGGACCCGUACUCUGAGGAGUAG
Aspergillus aculeatinus CBS 121060 is the source of this 687-nucleotide messenger RNA. RefSeq names its product glutathione S-transferase family protein. Lineage: Eukaryota; Fungi; Ascomycota; Eurotiomycetes; Eurotiales; Aspergillaceae. The transcript has 5 exons. Gene Ontology annotation, biological process: translational elongation. The coding region runs from base 1 to 687 and encodes 228 amino acids. Gene Ontology annotation, cellular component: cytoplasm; nucleus. The record is from RefSeq and is a predicted model, not a curated record.